AUGGCAGUCGGAUGCACAUUCAUUUACAAAGGAAGCGAAAAGAGCCCCAUCGGAAUUUUGGGCCUGGGUGAUUUGAUCAAGGAAGCUGGAUUUCCGCCUGGUGUGAUUCAGAUUGUCACUGGCGAUGGGAAAGUUGGCUCAAUGCUGGCCAGUCACAUGGACAUCAACAAGAUCUCCUUUACAGGGUCGGUCUUCGCAGGCAAGAAAGUGCAGGAACUGGCGGCGAAGAGUAACCUGAAGCGUGUCGUUCUUGAGCUAGGAGGUAAAUCUCCGUCCCUCAUCUUUUCCGAUGCCGACCUGGACAAUGCACUGGAGCACCAUAGUCAGAACUUCCUCUUCAACACGGGCCAAGCUUGCAUUGCCGCGUCACGAACCUUCGUUGAAGAGUCCAUUGCUCCCAAAUUCGUCGAAGAGCUGAAGAAGCGGUACGAAAAGCUUGCUCAUACAACUGGAGACCCGGCAGACGUGAACACGUUCCUUGGGCCCGUCGUAGAUGGCAAGCAGUUUGAGCGCGUGAUGAGCUUCCUCGACAUUGGGAAGAAUGAGGCCGAGCUGGUGACGGGUGGAACGCGGCGUGGAGAGAAGGGGUUCUAUAUCGAACCAACCAUCUUCCUGAAUCCCAAGGACGAUGCGCGCAUCUAUCGCGAAGAGAUAUUUGGGCCUGUGAUGACCAUCCGAACAUUCAAGACGGAAGAAGAGGCAAUCAAACUGGCCAACGAUACCGCCUACGGCUUGUCUUCAUGCAUUUUCACACAGUCUGCAAGCCGCGCACUCAGGCUCGCCAAACAGAUUGACGCGGGUAUGGUGAACGUCAACUCGUCGCAGAUAUUCGCUUUCGAUGCUCCAUUCGGAGGAUCCAAGCAAUCUGGUCUAGGACGCGAAGGUGGAAAGAAUGGCCUGAUGCAUUACGUCGAGGCAAAGACUAUCUUCUUCAAGUGCGUGCUCAUCCUAAGAAGCCUUCGGAUACUGACCGUGAACAGCAUGGCGGUGUGA
Molecule: messenger RNA, 993 nt
Organism: Didymosphaeria variabile
Lineage: Eukaryota; Fungi; Ascomycota; Dothideomycetes; Pleosporales; Didymosphaeriaceae
Exons: 4
Coding region: 1-993 (330 amino acids)
Molecular function (GO): aldehyde dehydrogenase (NAD+) activity
Source: RefSeq, a predicted model, not a curated record